This is a messenger RNA of Metarhizium album ARSEF 1941, 1374 nucleotides long. RefSeq lists its product as uncharacterized. Lineage: Eukaryota; Fungi; Ascomycota; Sordariomycetes; Hypocreales; Clavicipitaceae. Gene Ontology annotation, biological process: DNA-templated transcription. The transcript has a single exon. The record is from RefSeq and is a predicted model, not a curated record. Gene Ontology annotation, molecular function: DNA binding; zinc ion binding. Bases 1 to 1374 code for a protein of 457 amino acids.
AUGACUUGGCCGCUCGGUCUCGGUUGUUCCAAUGUCGACCUGAGUCUGCUGCAUCCGACGCCGGAACAAUUCGCGGUUUACUGGCGCCUGUACAAGGAGAAGUGCUAUCCCAUCAUCAGGAUCUUCCACCUCCCGACCGUGGAGCCGGUCAUUCUUCAUUGCCAGGGCCAGAGAGACGGCAUGCCGCGGACCGUUGAGGCACUGCUAUUCGCCAUUUACUUUUCCACCGUGGUCAGCCUCCACCGUGAGGAAUGUCUGGACAAGAUUGGUAGCGAAGAGAGCACUCUGAUCAGGAUCUACAAGGCGGGCAUGGAGCAGGCCUUGGCGCGGGCACGCCUCUUCGACACCGACCAAGUCACGGUGCUCGAGGCGUUUGUCGUUUUCCUCUGCAGCCGCCGGAACUGCUGCAACUUGCGGCUCAUGUGGUCGCUCACGUCCAUGGUGGCGCGGCUCGCCCACGGCAUGGGCAUCCAUCGUGACGGCCCGCACUUUGGCCUCUCUCCCUUCGUCACCGAGACAAGACGACGGCUUUGGUGGGUCAUCUGCGUCCUCGAGUGCAGAGCCGCCGAAGCCCUGGGCUAUCACGCGUCGACGCACACGUUGAACAACGACGCGCAGAUGCCGCGCAACAUCAACGACGCCGACUUUGGCCCCGGCACGGCCAGCCCCCUCGCCUCGAGAGGAGGCUUCACAGAGAUGGCCUACGUCGUCAUCAUGUUCCAAGCCACCGUCGUCGAGUCGCAUGUUCUGCUCUUCGCCGGCCUGCCCACCGCCAAAUGGAGCUGGUUCUGCUGCUCCCCAGUGGAAUGGUACGCCAUCGCCUACAUACUGACGGAGCUCUGCGUCCGCACCCGGGGCGAGCUGGUCGACCGGGCCUGGGAGGCCGUCACCUCGGUCCUCGAGGCUGACCGGCCUACACGGCCGCUGCCCGCUGCCGCGGCCCCGGGAGACAUGGUGCUCGGCCCCAACUCCCAGCCAGGAAGCCUCAGCGCCUUCGAAUACAAGCGCAUGAACAAGUUGUUGAGGACAGCGAGGGCGGGGCGACGCGGCCGGCCCCAGUCGCCGGGUCCGGCGAUGCCCUCCAGGCCCGGCCCGGCGGACCUGCUCGUUACGGCGCACCGCUUCAACGACGGCCUCAUCUCCGGCGCCGCCGAUCCCAUCCCUGCUUCCGUGAACCACUGCGACUGCGACACCAGUGGCCGGGAGGCCGUUUCUGCAGACUACGUCCGCGACCAUCUGUCCGACAUCAGCCACGAGCAUCCCUUCGAUGGUCUCCUGUACGGCCCGUCACCGAGUCGUGCGGACACGCUUGCGGAACCACCACUACCAGACUACUUGUCCGACAAGGGGCCUGCGCCGCCAGACACACUGUAG